GAAAACUAGUUAUAAUGCUAGGUCAGAGACCCGUUAAGCCUGUGGACCCCAGUGUUCACAGCUGUUCCUCUCCAGGAUGUACAGCGACCUUCAAAAAGGAGUGGAGACUUGUGGAGCACAUGUAUAAACAUGCUGGGCAGAAGCCUUGGAAAUGUAGCAAACCUCAAUGUGGUGCAGCCUUCUCAAAGAAAAGGUACCUGCAGAGACACCAGCAACAUCAUAUUGGAGAGAAAAUUCACAAAUGUACAUCUAUAGAAUGCAGAGCUGCGUUUUGGACCAAGCAGCAUCUGAAGCGACAUCUCUUGUAUAGACAUGGAAAGGAUGCGCCUCUGAAGUGUUCUGUGAAAGGCUGUUCUAAGAUAUUCCGUAAAAAACAUUCCUUGCGACUUCAUUUAUUGGAACACGCUGGGAAACCCCUGUUGGUCUGUGACCUCAAUGGAUGUGGGAAGAAACUGCAGUCUGCAUCUCAGGUUGCUGGUCAUCAAAGACGUCACAGUGGGUACAAAUGCCCCUACCAGGGCUGUCUGACUGUGUGUUCUACUUGGAGCUCCCUGCAGAAUCAUCGCCAGAAACACCCAUUGAAUCUCAAGUGUCCUACCUGCAGUAAGACCUUCAAGAAGAGAAGUACUCUGCGGAAACACAAAUCUGUGCAUGCAAAGGUACCUGUUCGCUUGUCCUGCCCCCGUGAGGACUGCAAGGAAACCUUUGGAACAGUGUUCAAUCUGAUGCAUCAUGUGCGCAAGAUUCACCUGUGUCUAAAGACUCACAGUUGUUACCAUGCUGGAUGCAACCGCACCUUCCCCAUGAGGGAAAGUCUUCUGAGACAUCUUGUUUGUCAUGAUCCAGACAGGAAGAAACUGAAGCUGAAGUUUCAGAUGCCUAAAAGGCGAACCCUGAGAGGUGCCAGCCGUGCUCUCCCCUCGGUGGAGCAGGAUCUGAGCCGCCUCUUCAACCAGAAGCUCCUGUUCAGGUUCAAAACUCUAAUGGAAAGCAAUCUGUCCAGCCUAUUCAACGAAAGACCACUCCGUGACCUAGCAGAUCCAGAAACCAAUCUGAGUGGCUUGUUCCAGCUUCCACCAAACCGUCUCAGAACAGAGAGAACCACCUAGACUAGCAUAGGGAGUGAGAUUUAGGGACUGGUACAAUAUCUGGAAAAUCUUAAGCUUGGCCCCAAAACUGAGGCAUGUUCUGUUUUACUUUGCGUUGACUUCAUACCUGUGUAGUAAGGGAUUACUAACUUUU
Molecule: messenger RNA, 1242 nt
Organism: Pelobates fuscus (common spadefoot toad)
Lineage: Eukaryota; Metazoa; Chordata; Amphibia; Anura; Pelobatidae
Product: P43 5S RNA-binding protein-like
Exons: 9
Coding region: 15-1109 (364 amino acids)
Cellular component (GO): nucleus
Source: RefSeq, a predicted model, not a curated record